Boleophthalmus pectinirostris (great blue-spotted mudskipper) is the source of this 5553-nucleotide messenger RNA. It is a transcript of the gene znf831, whose product is annotated as zinc finger protein 831. The transcript is spliced from 4 exons. The coding region runs from base 177 to 4721 and encodes 1514 amino acids. The record is from RefSeq and is a predicted model, not a curated record. NCBI's taxonomy places the organism in Eukaryota, Metazoa, Chordata, Actinopteri, Gobiiformes, Gobiidae.
UGCAUUUGUUCUCCUUCCUCAUGUCGUGUCACGGAGCUGCAGUCUGACUGAGGGGAAUGAAACGGCCUGGAGGGAAUAUAAGACCAAUGGCGCUGUUUCGGGACUGUGUGCUUGGACAUGGUUAAAAGGUAAUUAGAGAGCAGGCUCUGGUGCAUCACGACAGCAGCCCUGUUACCAUGGAGACUGGUAAGCCUGAAUUGGCGAGUGCUGCUCACAUGAGCUCAGUGGUAGCGCAGACGGAGCGGAGGAUGGAGAUACAGGCCCCUCUCACGGCUGUGUACAUCCACACAGUGCCUGCUCUGCCCUCUCACCCACUCCCCCAGCCUCCUCUUGCUGUUGCGGACCCCAGCGCUCUGCACCUGACCAUGCCACCGCUUUACUCCAAGGAGACGCUGCCUUUCCUAACGCUACAUAUCGCUAGCGGACUUCAGCCAGGACUGAGCGUAACAGCCUCCCCCCCUGCAGCCAAACCCAAAUCAGCAGGAAAACACUUGUGUCCUCAUUGUGGACGGGACUGUAUGAAGCCCAGUGUGCUGGAGAAGCACGUCCGAUGUCACACUGGGGAGAGGCCAUACCCAUGCACGGUCUGUGGAGUGUCUUUUAAAACUCAGAGCAAUCUCUACAAGCACAAGCGCACCCAGGCUCAUGCACGACUGUCAUCCGAGUCUGAGCACAGCACCCAGGGCAGUAUGGGCAGCACGGACAGCUUGUCCCGCUCAACAGAGACUACCAGUUUAUCUGUGGACGAGCGAAGUGAUGAGUGUAUCGGAGCAGAGAGGGAUGCCAAUUUGGAUACUGAAAAGACACCUGUUGUCACCCAAACAUUGGAGAUAAAUGAAAAAAGUUUAAGUUCAAAGGGACAAGAACAAGCUAAGCUCUUGCAACCAGGUGACAAACCAACCACAGAGCGCCCUCCUUCAUCAAACCGCCAUGUUGUCCUUCAGAGACAAGAAGCAACUCUGUUUUCCAAACAGUGGGGGAGCUCCAUGUCUAGCAGCAAAUCCCAAAGCCAUGAGAGCACUGACUCAGGCUUCAGUGAGAGCAGUGAGCACUACCCUAGCCCAGGGAGUUUGCUACCGGACCACAGCAUGGACUCCUUAACUGAGACCACAGCAGAGCAUGGUGAGGAAUCCGCCAACCAAAAACAGGAAGAUAAAAAUGCCAUAAAGGAACAGGAGAAUACGAGCCUGGAGGAGCGCAUAACCAAACUGAUUUCACAGAAUAGUGCUGUAGUGGAGGAUAAACAUCUGGAAAACGUAAGGCCUCGAAAGACAGCACUCUCUAAGCAAGGCAGCAUUGACCUUCCUAUGCCGUACACGUACAAAGACUCUUUCCAUUUUGAUAUGAGGAUUAAUAAAAUGUCAAACACUCAAAGAAAUAGAAGACCUGGUUUGUACAACUCUGUUCCAACACAGCAGUCUUCAUCAGUAGAGCAUGCACCGCUUACUAGAAGCAACUCCUUGCCCUUCAGUGUGAACCUCUUGCAGCCAGACCAGAGCAGUCCAACCUCCUCCUCCUAUCCUCAAGAUUACACAACACUUUUCAGACGAGGAAGCUCAGGCCAGAUAAAUCCAACAAGUUUCUCUAUGAAGUCUGUGAACCAGCAAUCGUCCACCCACUGGCCCUUGGUUCGCCAAGCUGCCGUAGACUGCAACCACGCAACAGACGCUCUCUGCAAGAACUCAUCUGUAGAAGAGGCGUGCACUGGCAGUCUCUCAUGCCAAGGUGAGGCUGGUGAUAUUUGUGGAGAUAUUAGCAGCAGAAAGUUCCGGAGGAAAAAAGCACAGAAAUUCGCUUACAACAAGUGGUACAUGUAUGGAGGUGGAACGUUCAAGAAGUUGUACGAGAUGGAGAGAGGUGGUGAGAACAGAGUGGCCAAGGGAACAAAACCUUUACCUAAUCCAGAGGUCAUUCAGAGUCUACAAAAACGUCUCUCAGCAGGACACUGUGAAACAACUGUAGUGUCAAGCCCUAGCUUAGUCAGAAGUGCAACAAUGCACAACCUUGAAACGUAUCCUGCCAAUCUUCAACUAAUACCGAGCUUAAGUUUUAAUGCACAAACUCAUACACAAAGUCAUAUUUUAGCAUCAUCCACCACCCAGAGAAUGCCUCUUCGGAGAAAUUUAUCUUUGUCAGUACUUCCAUUGUCUUUUCUUUCUUUGACACCAAACCUAAAUAUAGAUAACAAUAAAAGAAGUGAGGCAAGCAAUUUAAAAAAUCCUUGCUCUGUCUCUCAAAGCCAAGUGAAUGUUCCCUCUGACAGAAAGAAACAAAAAACUGAUGAGAAACUAUGCCCCCGGGGGAUGGAGACUGAGCAAAGCCUUCCUCAGCCACAACUCAACAAAAUAAACAUUCAACCAAAUUCUACGCAAGUGCCACUUUUUCCAACAAAUACAAUCAGUAUAAAUGCACUACCUGUUACCAACUCACCAGCUACAUCUGGUACCACUGCUGCUCAGAACAGCUUUAUGCCCAAGUACCAGCUUAAGCUUCCUAAUUCUCAGGAGUCCGAUUCUAGUUCAACAAUACAGGUUGGAUCUAAACUGACACAAAAUCACACUGCCUCUGUAUCUACAUCUGCAUCUACAGUGACAACUACAGAGUCUAAGAAAUCAGACACUUUAAUUUGGACUCAUCAGAAUAUCACAUCUAAUUGCAGUUCCUUACUAAGCCAAUCUAUGCCAUGCACUGCCAGCCAUAUGAAUGUCAUUUCUCCAUUGGUCCAUCAGUGCCCCAUGGCAGACACAAAAACCACCUGCAGUUUACGGAAUUCCAAUGCAGGGCUAUUCAGUACAACAAUACAAUCCUCCCCUUUUGGAGCUAUAGUUCCAACAACUACAAAAAAUAGUCCUGUCUCUUUCACUCCCAUCCACAGAACGCAAUCAUCUCCGGCUGCUUUUACUGCUUUUGUACCAACACAACAACAUGAAGCACCACAGAAAAAUUCCCCAUUGUCUCUGCAACCACAAUCUGCACUCAACCCCGACACGAACACCCCGGUAGUACCAUGCCAACUAGUGCCUGGGGAGCAAACUGUGCCAAAUGUGUUUCAUGUUCAAACACCAGAUCUUCAAAUAUGUUUUCAAAUCAUAUCUGAUGAGCAGUUGGCACUCAUCGAACCACAGAUUGAAAAGGAAACAGGUAGCAAGCACGUGCCGACAGAACAAAUGCAUGCUGUGACAGAGGGUGUGAAAACCAGCACAACAGUGGAAAGUACUGAUAAACAAACCAGUCAUAGUCAUCAUUUGUCAAACAAGGAAGUGGACACGCUAAGCAAGGAUAGCGCUAAGCCUUCAAUAUGUGAUAAAUCUGAAAAAGAGCGGCCAGCUGUCCACAUGAGUCAACCCAUUGGUCAGCCUCCAGCCUUGUCCACACACCCACACAUUUGCAGCCAAGUAAACAAGGUCGCAAAGGAUGGAAAGGAGGAGGUAUCUGCAGUCACCCCACUCAAAGAAAACAUUUUGGAAAUAAGUAAAAUUACUCCAAAAAAUCUGUUUUGCAAAGUUGCUGCACAGGAUCGUCACUUGUCAGAAGCAGAGAAAAGUAGGGGUGAGCUAGUCUCACACACACCUCAUGAGAACAAUAGAAGGUCUGCAACUGUCACUUGUACUCCAAUUAGUCCAGUAAACAGUGGAGAGCGUAAAUGUGAGGAAAAUCAUACAAAGUUUACAAAUAAAGAUCUGUGUUUUAGAAAUUCAAAUGAAACAGUCACCAGAACCAAUCUUCAACUCUCCAUGGUAUCCCUCAGUCUAUCUCAAACUAACCAAAUUUCUGACAAGAUGGGACUUUCAGAUGGGCCGGCACUGGCACAUGAAGCUGAGUUUAAACAGAACACCUCUGUAACUCCAGUGUCCACUGAAGAUGCCAAAGCAGCUGCUGCAAAUGUUCCAGACCUUUCCACAGGGCUUGAGGAGGGAGGCUCUGCUGUCAGAUGUGUGGAGCCACAGUCACACACUGGGACCCCUGAGCUGCAGCAGCCUGAGCAGAGCCAAGAGCCUCCACAGGCAGACAGAGAGGGCUUCACUUAUAGUCAGCUGGACUCUCAGCAGGUACAAGAGGCCACUGCCAGGGUGGAUUCCUUUCCAAAUGGAUGGCUAUCAGGUCAGCAGUGUCUUCAGCAUCUUUCCCAGACACAAUCAGGAAUAUGUGGGUGCCCUCCACAGAGUCCUGGCACAGUCCCAAAUCUACAGUCCAGCAGCGUAACAGCAAACACUGACUUCUGCAAUCUCCCACCAACAUCUCUGGUAAAGACUAACUCCUAUGUGCAGCACAUGGGAAUCGUCUCUGUUUUAAGUCAACCAAAUAAAGCUCCCCAGAAUAAGACUGUUUUGGAGGUAGGACUUCAGGAAGCUGGACAGUUUCAGCAACAAGACCAAAGACAAGAUAGUGGAGCUGACAAUGCCAUGAUAAACUCUACAACUCACAUGAUUACAGCCUAUAUGUCUCAAAGCCAUACAAACGAACCAAGAGAAUCGUAUCUGCCCAAUAGCUCUGUAUAUGUUCAGACGUCAAGGCAGGCAAAUACAGCUUUCUCUGAGCACCUAUGCCAGGACAAGCCACCUCUGCCAUGUGACAAGUUCCCUCUUUUGUUUGGGAUGGGUCACUCGUUUAGUUACCCCCCGGCUGACACUCUGAGUGGGGCAGUGCGGGUGGUGCAGAGUAGUAUGGAAGCGGAGGACAGCAGCAGUGAUGAUGAAGGGAAGCUGAUCAUUGAGCUGUAGGAAAUGACAAUCAAGUAGUUUUUAUUUAUUCACAGGCCCAUGAGGCAGAUAUUUUGCAUUCUGUAAGCCUUAUAUUUGGGUCUAGAACACAAAUGUCACAAAUUAAUGAAACAUUUUCCAAAGAAAUUAUGUUGACUAUUUAAUUUGAGUUUUAGGAACAGUGUUCUAACCAGUAUUGAUACUUUGCAGCUGAUGAAAUCAACAUUGCUCUGUCUGACGCUCUGUUAUUCGUGUUAGAUUUUGGUCUGAGCUUAAUUGUAAUACAAUCUGACCAUACAGAGCUGACUAAAGUUAGAACAAUCAGGUGAUUUUGUACUGUUAAACAAGUCCUUCUCAAAUAAUGUCACAGUUACAGGCUAGCAACAGUUUUCAGUUCACAACUUUCACACGAAUACUUGUUUUGGAUCACAGGCUCCUGAAAAAGUAAAUUUUUUUUUCUUGAGUUUUCAGACUAUCUUAAAACUUCUGCUUGCUAAUUUGUGUAUUACGUCACCAUGAACAUUCCACUCUACACAUAUAUACAGAACACCCCCAGCAUGAUGUCACUGCAAAGUAUCAAUUGUCCUAUAUAGGCCUAUCAUUUUUGGUUUUAACUUUAUCAGUGUUUCCGGUUCUUUUUAUUCUAAAUUGGACCUGUAUUUUAUUUUUGUACAGAGUAUUCACAUUCAGUCAAAUGUCAAAAGUAAUUUUAUUAUCAAAGGUAGUACACUGUUGCAUUAUUGUUAUUUUACACAAUGUCAUUUCCUCCUUCGGGUCUUCUGUACAUGAUUAAUUUAUAAAGCUAAUUAUUAUGAUGUUUUGUUUACUGAAAUAAAUAUCAUCAUACAGUCUC